Wyeomyia smithii (pitcher-plant mosquito) is the source of this 1889-nucleotide messenger RNA. RefSeq lists its product as uncharacterized. Lineage: Eukaryota; Metazoa; Arthropoda; Insecta; Diptera; Culicidae. The transcript is spliced from 3 exons. The coding region runs from base 141 to 1856 and encodes 571 amino acids. The record is from RefSeq and is a predicted model, not a curated record.
UAUGACAUUAGUGAUCACGAAGCUUGUUAUUUUUUCAUAUUGGUAAAGUCCAAAUGCACUGUGAUGUACUUUUUUAAACAUAAAACAAUAUCUUUGUGCUGCGUUUUAUAGUUGUUAACGAUUUUUUGUAUAGAUAUAAAAUGUAUGCGAAUGGGUACAAAUACUGGCUCGCCUAUAAAAAGGGCACUUCAGGCUACUACCGUUGCUGUCGGUACAAAACCAGUUGUCCUGGUCGAUGUGUUGUCGACGAAGAUGGAGUCAUACGAAAUACUACUGCACACAAUCAUCCUCCGGAAGCGGAUAGAGUGAUUGUGGAUCGCUUCCGGAAAGUGCUUACGCAGCGUGCUGCUCGUGAAAGUACCGAUCUGCAUGUCAUUUAUCUUGAGGAAGCUACAAAUAGACACUCAGAUGCUUCCCUGUUAUACACUUUUUCGCAAGCUGAAUCUUGUAUGAGAAAAGCACGUCGAAAACAGCAUCCUCAGGAGCCAAGCAGUAUCGAAGAGUUGAAGGAAAUUUUAGAAAGUUCCGACCUCUUUCGGAUACAUAGCGGAAACAAUCGGGAUGACUUCUACCAAACUAUGAUCACUCUAGAAAGUACUACCUGUUUGGUUUUAUGGCAUUAUAAAACCAUUGAGAUGGUUGGUAAAGUCGAUGAACUUUACGUCGAUUGCAGUUUUGCAUUGGAACCGAAUUCCACUUCCAAGUAUUAUCUGUUAAUAGGAUUAGUUUUCCGACAGACUCUCUGCACUCCUAUAUUCUAUUCCAUUAUGACGGAAAAAUCUCAUUCUGGCUUUGCUGCUGUUUUUGCAUACAUACGCGAGCAACUAGGAGCGUCGAUUUCUCCCAGUAUUAUCUUAACCGAAGCCAAUGACGUGAUGCAUAAUGCGUUGGAAAUCACGUUUCCCGAAGCAACGGUUAAGGUGUACUGGCAUCAUUAUACAACCGCAGUGCUCAAUCGUAUGCGGCAAUUAGGUCUUAGUCGUGAAACAGCAAAGGGCCAUCCUUGCAGCGGAUUACGGAUGUUACUGGUUGUGCCGUUGCUUCCAGCAAACUAUAUGACACCUGGACUUGAGGCAUUGAAAAAAUGGAUGAAUGAGAAAAAUAUUUUUACGCAUGGAUUUUGUCGACUUUGUGAUUAUGUGGAGCAAUCAUGGUUAGGCGCAAUAGGCGUAAAAAGACUGUCUCUAUUCGGGCAACGCCAUAGCGUAAGCUGUCAAAUCAAAAACUUUCUCAAAGAUUUCGAAAGCCAGGAGGGCCUUGAUCAGCGCAUUUCAAUAUGGCGAGUGCUGGAAAUCCUUACCCAACUUGCGACCAAACACUACGUGAAGUUGAGCAAAAGGAACAAACGAACUCAAUCUGAGAAACAGUCGAAGCCGAUGAAGAAAAUUCAACAGGUACAGGAGACUGUCAUUGGCAAUGCAACUCAGAUGUGGAUUAAGACGGCGGUUCAUCUGCGAAAUCCCCUUCAAUUUCUGCAAUUAUGUAGCCAUUGCAUUAAUGAUGCAAUAAUCACAGACACAAUUCCAACGACCACCGCGGGCACUAUUCCACUGAAGAAAGUGCCUUCAACAGUACCAGAAAUGAUGCCCGCCGUGACAGAGCACGUAAGUAGUUUCGAACCUGUUUCGGUACAGAAUGAUCAGCUGCGAAUAACCGUGCCGUCAAAUGAUCCACCACCGCUGGCCUUCUUUCCCAAAGUAAUGGUGAAGCAAACCGACGUCAAAACAGUCUCACAGUUCAACUACAGUAAGACUGAACCACCUCCUCUGGUGCCUCUCUCCAGUUUCGUCGGGAGUCACAUGCUGCCAUACAAUGCCGAUAGAACGCAACAAUCCGAACACAAUAAAGUUGCUUGAGGCUUUUGCGAACAAAGAACUUUUAGAUUUGUG